UCGUUCACGCGCCAUUAGAAGCACAAGCGUCACGCGAUCAACUUUGAGCACUGCAACUUCGGCGAAGUGAAGCGCCCGGCAAGAUGUCUGAGUCCAGCGGAUACUUGGCGCUGCGAUGGAACAACCACCAGAGCAUCUUCGCAACGACUCUCGAUGAUCUACGAAUCGCAGAAAGUUACUGUGAUGUGACGCUGUCCUGCGGCGGGCAAUUCUUCUCAGCGCACAAGUUCGUGCUGGCGACGUGCAGCGAUUACUUCAAGGAGAUGAUAGCACGCACGCCCUGCAAGCAUCCUGUGGUGUACAUGAGGGACGUCUCUCCGCAUGACAUGGAGGCGCUCCUCGACUUCAUGUACAAGGGCGAAGUUCACGUGGCGGAGACAGAGGUGCCUUCGCUGCUGCGCACGGCGGAGGGGCUACAAGUGAAGGGUCUAGCGGUCCCUGACAGCCCCAGGGUGUCUUCCCCAGUUCCUCAGUUGAGGGUACCACCUCCUCAACUUUCUACCUCCCCAUCAAGAAUCGCCACGCUCGUCCCCAAGAAGAAAAGAAGUGCAGACGGAUCUUUUAAGAAAGACGAGCCUCCAAGACUGACACCUCUGCCUCAGAACAGCGGAGGCGCUGCUGGUCAAGUCAACUCACCUGCUCAGGAAACGUCCCCUCAUGGGCGUCUUUGCGGCCCACCUCAACUAAAACGCCAGAAAGUCGCCCCGAGCCCCGUGAACGGGCCUUGUCUGGCCAGCACGUCCAAGGCGUCGUUGGGUGGCAUUUCGAAAGAUGCUUCCAUGGGCAACGGAGUUUGUUUCGGCGCCAAAGAAGGAUCGGUUGACCGCUCGUCUUCUUCCAGCGACGACCCGCAACCUGCUCUCAUCUCUCCUGAAAAAAUGCCGAAUAACAGCGUUGUCGGAGACGACGACCUACAGCGUAAUGAAGAUUGUGACGAGGCUUCAUUGCUGUCUUCAGUCUCCAAUCUAGUCAAGGAGGAAGUCUUCCGCUCCAACGGCCCCCUAGACAACGAUGAUGAUACGAAUGACGUGCUGCAAGUUGACCUCAGUGAGGACGGCUCCCAGUUCAUCAUUGGACCUGGCGGUCGAUUUCCCAACAAAGAAGAGAGUUUGGACGACGAAAGCGGCGAUAACCAAAAGAAACCGUUCGUGUGUCCUCUCUGUGGCCACGACUUCACCAGGCGGGAUAACCUGGCCAAUCACCUCAAAACUCACACGGGCGACCGGCCGCACAUGUGUCGUUACUGUCAGAAGUGUUUUUCGCGCAAAGACUACCUGAAGCAACACGAGCGCAUCCAUACGGGCGUGAAGCCUUACCAGUGUCAGCAGUGCGACAGAGCCUUCACCCGCAAAGAGGGGCUCACCGACCACAUGAGAUGCCAUUCUGAUUUCAAGGAGUUCACUUGCGACGUCUGCUUGAAAAGCUUUAAACAAAAGUGUGGUUUGCGAUUCCACAAGCGUAAUUACAAACACUAAUUUUUACUAGUCGCCGGAAUGCGGAGUUCUUUUGGGUAUCUUGCGGGAACCCAAAGUUGGCCGGUGUUUUGGGUAACUUUUAAUGGACGAAAGUCUUUUAGAAGGAAAAAAUUUACACAUUAUAGAAACAGUUUAGUUCUGUUUCUGUUUCCACCAGCUUCAGUCGAUUUUCUGACUAUAAUUUAUUGAUUCCGAUGUUGCUUAAAAAUUUAAGUUAUUUUACUAGCCCAUCACCCAAUCGUUAGACGAGACUAAACGCGUCCGACAAAAGGAUCCCGUUUUGAACAAUGGUCGUCUGAACUAAUGUGUUGGGUCUGUGCAUCAUCUAAAGCAAAUUAACGUAGCAAAAUUAUGAAAGGUAACAUUUUCUAAGCAACCACAAUUAAAUUCAUUUUGCGAAUUUGAGACUAUAAGCAUAAUUUUAGUAAUUUCGCUUUUACUGUAUUGAACAAGAGCAAAUUUUUGGCUGCAUCCAUGAAAUUAUGUUCUUUGAUUAAUAGGCGAUGAUCAUUGUUUGAAAUUUGUAGAUAUUUAUGUGCAUCUGUGUAGUGUAAAAAGAUCGCAUUAAUUUUUAAAUUAUUAUGAAUGGGGAAAGAGAUUUUGUAAUUGAUUACCAAAACGGUUCCCGAGCUUCGGCUUGUUAUUAGUUUUUGGCACCGAAU
Molecule: messenger RNA, 2137 nt
Organism: Hyalella azteca
Lineage: Eukaryota; Metazoa; Arthropoda; Malacostraca; Amphipoda; Hyalellidae
Product: protein tramtrack, beta isoform
Exons: 8
Coding region: 84-1475 (463 amino acids)
Biological process (GO): regulation of transcription by RNA polymerase II
Cellular component (GO): nucleus
Molecular function (GO): protein binding
Source: RefSeq, a predicted model, not a curated record